UAAGGAGACUCUCAGAAGUCACCGCCUGAGCGAGCAUCAAACCUGAAUAACCGGGAGAGACGUAAGGCGGGCUGACUUUCAGUGGUUCCCGCCUGCCCACGCUGCAGGUUUUUCAGGUCCUUGCUGGAGCGUGCACUCCCAGGCGUAAAUAAACGUGCGCUCGGCAGCCGCCGCCGCGUCAGCCAGCAGGCUAUUUAAGCCGGCAGGCACCAGCACCCGCUGCUUCCAGCGCAGAGCUCGCCCAGGCUUCCACCCGCGCCAGCACCAUGUCGGCGGAGACCGCCAGCGGCCCCACGGAGGACCAGGUGGAGAUCCUGGAAUACAACUUCAACAAGGUCAACAAGCACCCCGACGCCACCACGCUGUGCCUCAUCGCCGCCGAGGCGGGCCUCACGGAGGAGGAGACGCAGAAAUGGUUUAAGCAGCGCCUGGCCCAGUGGCGGCGGUCAGAAGGCUUGCCCUCCGAAUGCAGGUCUGUUACGGAUUAGGGAGCCGGGCACCCACAGCCCCGCUGGAUGGCUCCGUGAACGCCACCUGCUCCUCCUCGCCCCGGCUCACCCAGGCUGUUUUGAUGUUUCAGAGCAGUGUUGAAUGUCCCAUUGUUUGCUGUCCUGCUAUUUAAUACGAUGUAUUUUUUUAAAUGUAUAUAACUAAUAAAGAAAAUAACAGGAAGCUAAAUGCAGUUCUGUGGAAAGCAAUGGUUUGGCUGGGAAAGGGGCGUGGCUUGCAUUCCCCCUUUGGAAUUUAAUGCAAGAUGACAGUGGAAAAAAAUUUCUGUUUGCCUUUCGUCAUUACCUUCUAGUAACAAUUCACAUGUCCCAUCCUCUUCAGAGCCGCCAGGCUUCUAUUGAGACGAUAUCAGAACAAGUCGGUCGGAAAAACAUCUCCUGAGUCCACUUCCCUGUGUCUUUCCCCCUCUGCUUCAUUUAAUUCACUGGCAGUGGAAUGAGAACACGGGUGUAUUUGAGUCAUUGAAAUUUUAUAUAUAACAGUCCCUUCACUUACGGCUGUGUUACCUCGGAGAGACCCCUAGGCUAGCAACUUCGGACUCCAAGCGGUAGAAAAGCAAGUAGCUAAGGAAAAAAUUUACAGAGUCUGCAGUUUAUUUAAAUGAACUUGUUGGGCUUAUUUUGCUGAAUAAAAUGAACUGCUUUUUGUUUCAAAAAUGAUGUUCUAAAUAAAAGACUUUCGUUGAAAAUUCA
Peromyscus californicus insignis is the source of this 1202-nucleotide messenger RNA. It is a transcript of the gene Hopx, whose product is annotated as HOP homeobox. Gene Ontology annotation, cellular component: nucleus. The coding region runs from base 267 to 488 and encodes 73 amino acids. Gene Ontology annotation, molecular function: DNA binding. Gene Ontology annotation, biological process: regulation of transcription by RNA polymerase II; cell differentiation. The record is from RefSeq and is a predicted model, not a curated record. NCBI's taxonomy places the organism in Eukaryota, Metazoa, Chordata, Mammalia, Rodentia, Cricetidae. The transcript has 3 exons.